Molecule: messenger RNA, 2942 nt
Organism: Cannabis sativa
Lineage: Eukaryota; Viridiplantae; Streptophyta; Magnoliopsida; Rosales; Cannabaceae
Product: pentatricopeptide repeat-containing protein At5g04780, mitochondrial
Exons: 2
Coding region: 29-2725 (898 amino acids)
Biological process (GO): RNA modification
Molecular function (GO): zinc ion binding; RNA binding; protein binding
Source: RefSeq, a predicted model, not a curated record
GAUGUUGCGGGUCUACGCUAGUAAUUGAAUGUCACCACCGCACCGGAUUCUCUCUUCUUCUUCUCUGUGUUUGCUCAAAUUCAGAAACCUUCUCUUUCUCCGCUCAUUCUCAUUCUCUUCUCCCAUAUGUCGCAACAAGGUGGUUCCAUUUGACUUUGCUGUGAAGGAGGUAGCAGGAGGCGUGGAAGAAAUCCAUGCUUGGAGAAACCAUUUACUUAAUUUCAACUCCAAGUCUCAGUGUUUUGGGUAUGCCCAGAAACUGUUUGAUGAAAGUACUCAACCGGGUUUAGUUUCUUGGUCUGCUUUGAUAUCUAGGUAUGUUCAGAAUGGGCUUAGUGCUGAAGCCCUUCUGGCAUUUUAUGAUAUGCACUCGUUCGGCAUCAAGUCUAAUGAGUUUACCUUUCCUAGUGUUCUUAAGGCUUGUUCCAUUACAAAGGAUUUGAACUUGGGGAAGCAGGUUCAUGGGGUGGGGUUUGUUACAGGGUUUGAAUCAGAUGUGUUCGUGGCGAAUACUUUGGUUUGUAUGUAUGCGAAAUGUGGGGAAUUCGGGGAUUCGAGAAGACUUUUCGAUGAGAUUGUGGUUCGAGAUGUUGUUUCGUGGAAUGCUCUGUUUUUUAGUUAUAUGCAGCAUGAUUAUUGUCGAGAGGCGGUUAAGUUGUUCAUGGAAAUGAUUGAGAGUGGAAUUAGACCAAAUGAGUUUACACUAUCUAGUAUAAUAAAUGCUUGUGCAAGUCUUGGGGAUGGUACUCAAGGAAAGAAAAUUCAUGGAUAUUUGGUAAAGCUUGGUUAUGAAUCAGAUUCAUUCUCUGCAAAUGCAUUGGUUGACAUGUAUGCGAAAGUAGGAGGUCUUGAUGAAGCAAUUUCGGCUUUUAAUGAAAUUGCACAACCUGAUAUAGUAUCCUGGAAUGCUAUCAUAGCUGGUUGUGUUCAUCACGAGGAUCAUAAAUGGGCACUAAGGUUGAUAAUGGACAUGAAAAGAUUAGGACUGCGCCUGAAUAUGUUCACACUGUCGAGUGCUCUUAAAGCGUGUGCUGGAUUAGGCCUCAAAGAAUUGGGCCGGCAGCUGCAUUCUAGCUUGGUUAAGAUGGAUACAAAGUCUGAUGUGUUUGUAGAUGUAGGACUUAUUGAUAUGUAUUCAAAGUGUAAGAUGAUGAAAGAUGCAAAGAUGGUUCACUCCUUGAUGCCAAAGAAGAAUUUGAUUGCUUGGAAUGCUAUAAUAACUGGGCAUUCGCAGAAUGGAGAGGAUUUUGAAGCUUUAUGGCUUUUCGUUGAGGUGUUCAAGCAGAAGAUCGGUUUUAACCGAAUUACUUUAUCUACAGUCCUAAAAUCAAUAGCUACACUACAGGCUAUUAAGGUUUGCCAACAAAUUCAUGCAAUUUCUAUGAAAACUGGUUACCAAUCUGACAUUUAUGUUAUAAAUAGCUUUCUUGAUACGUAUGCAAAAUGUAGCCAAGUAAAAGAUGCAGCAAGAAUUUUCGAAGAAUGUAAAGUUGGAGAUUUAGUGGCUUUCACAUCCAUGAUUGCAGCUUAUGCUCAAUAUGGUCAAGGUGAAGAAUCCUUAAAGCUUUAUUCGGAAAUGCAGGACAAGGGAAUCCAACCUGAUCCGUUUGUCUGCAGUUCUCUUCUGAAUGCUUGUGCAAACUUAUCAGCAUUUGAACAAGGGAAACAAAUCCACGUUCACAUUCUUAAGUUUGGGUUCAUGUCCGACGUAUUUGCUGGGAAUUCUCUAGUUAACAUGUAUGCAAAAUGUGGAAGCAUUGACGAUGCAAGUCGUUCUUUCUCAGAGAUAGCAGAGAGAGGAAUAGUCUCAUGGUCUGCAAUGAUAGGAGGACUUGCUCAACACGGACAUGGGGAGGAAGCCCUGAGAAUGUUCGACGAGAUGCUUAAAGAUGGUGUUCAACCCAAUCAUAUAACUUUAGUUAGUGUACUCUGUGCUUGCAAUCAUGCAGGUUUGGUAACUGAAGCCAGAAAUUAUUUCGAAUCAAUGAAAGAGUUGUUCGGUAUUGAACCAAUGCAAGAGCAUUAUGCUUGCAUGAUUGAUCUACUUGGCCGAGCAGGGAAGUUAGAUGAGGCAAUGGAGCUUGUGAAUACAAUGCCAUUUCAACCAAAUGGGUCGGUUUGGGGAUCGCUUUUAGGUGCAGCAAGACUUCAUAAACAUGUUGAGCUUGGUGAACGCGCUGCUGAAAUGCUCUUAGUUCUCGAGCCUGAAAAAUCCGGUACCCUAGUUCUUCUUGCUAAUAUUUACGCUUCAGCUGGUCUGUGGGAAAAUGUAGCAGACGUGAGAAGAGUUAUGAAAUAUAACAAGGUAAAGAAGGAACCUGGAAUCAGUUGGAUUGAGGUUCAAGACAAAGUACAUACUUUUAUAGUACGCGAUAUAAGUCAUUCGAGAAGCAAGGAGAUCUAUGCAAAGCUUGAUGAGCUGCGCGAGCUCAUGAGGAAAGCUGGGUAUGUUCCUAUGGUGGAGAUGGACCUUCAUGAUGUAGAUAGAAAUGAAAAAGAAGAGCUUCUAUUACAUCAUAGUGAGAAGCUUGCAGUGGCUUUCGGGUUAAUUGCCACUCCUCCUGGAGCUCCCAUUAGGGUGAAGAAGAAUCUAAGAGUUUGUGUAGAUUGCCAUACUGCACUCAAGUUCAUUUGCAAAAUAGUUUCAAGGGAGAUAAUUGUGAGAGAUACAAACAGAUUCCACCAUUUUAAAGAUGGAUCAUGUUCUUGUGGAGACUAUUGGUGAUUGCUAGUGAGCUGAAUUCUUGCUUGUCUACCGAUUUUACAACAGAUAACAUAUGUGAUGGUCCAUUGAAAAGCUUUAUUCUUUAGAUACCUAACAAUUAAUUUUAUUUUGAAGAAUGUCAUUCUAAUAUAACUGUGUUUUUUUGGUUUGGUGUUGUGAUAUUUUUCAGUUUUGCUAGCUCUGACGAUAAUUUUAUUUUGGGAAGAUAUCUUUUCAA